Sphaerulina musiva SO2202 is the source of this 927-nucleotide messenger RNA. RefSeq lists its product as uncharacterized. The transcript has a single exon. Bases 1 to 927 code for a protein of 308 amino acids. NCBI's taxonomy places the organism in Eukaryota, Fungi, Ascomycota, Dothideomycetes, Mycosphaerellales, Mycosphaerellaceae. The record is from RefSeq and is a predicted model, not a curated record.
AUGCUGGUUAACCUUGCCGUGAGCAUCUACAGCGAGAAGGAGCUCUUUGCCCCCACAAGCUGCAGCUGCACCUGCCUUCAAAACCUUCAUCCCACCUCGAAACAUGCGCGCCGAACUAGAACCCGCAUCAAACAACAUCAUCAUCAAGGAAACAAGAUGUCAUCACUCCUACCAGCACCAUCCCCGGCAGAGAGAGUCUUUUCACUUCUCGAACUCUUCGAGCCCAUCGUCGUUGGGCUCUCGAUCCAAGACCUCAUCGCAGCCUCUCAUGUCUCUCGUGCCUUUCUCAACAAUAUUUCCAGCUCCUUAUCUCUACGACAGCGCAUCUUGGAAUGGCGCAAUAUGGGCCUCAACGAGCUCGUCUUUCAAGACACCCAAGGCGUUCCUACAGGCACAGUAGCCAGUCGCAGCCUGGACUACCCUUACUUGCGCAUCAAUCAAGCACCCUGGCUCUUCCACACGGAGUACGACGAUGGCGUCCUCAUUGUAUAUCGGUGUGUCGAAGACAAGGAAUAUUUCCUCUUUUUACCAUUUUCGGCAAAAGAGCCCAUGUACGCACUGCGCAUGUCGAGCCUUUCUCUCGAUCAUGCAACUUACAAGUUCAUGGUAACAUGGACGAGUCGUGUCAGUGGACAAGUGGUUCUCGCAAAGGAUUUUGACGGUAAACUCAUCACUUACUUGAUAAGAUUGCCCCGAGCUCCUCACCAAGACCCGACGCACAUGUAUUGCUAUCUGCAAACUUGGUACGCGAACGCUGCAAACUGGCACCACUGGGCCGAGAAGCACGUGAAAUUGACACCGCCCAAAGAGACAAGUGAUAGAAAGACGUGGUUCCAAUGGAGACUCAGAGGGCAUGGUCAAGGGAGCUACAUCGCUCGGAGGACGGACGUGGAGAGGUUGUUGUUGGCGUGUAAGUUUGGCUUCUAG